Populus trichocarpa (black cottonwood) is the source of this 3032-nucleotide messenger RNA. RefSeq names its product homeobox protein ATH1. Gene Ontology annotation, molecular function: DNA-binding transcription factor activity, RNA polymerase II-specific; RNA polymerase II cis-regulatory region sequence-specific DNA binding. Gene Ontology annotation, biological process: regulation of transcription by RNA polymerase II. The transcript has 5 exons. The record is from RefSeq and is a predicted model, not a curated record. Bases 1013 to 2773 code for a protein of 586 amino acids. NCBI's taxonomy places the organism in Eukaryota, Viridiplantae, Streptophyta, Magnoliopsida, Malpighiales, Salicaceae.
UGCUUCCUCAUCACUCUUUUUUCUUCCUUUCUCUCUCCAUCCCCUUGUUUUACUCUUGUGUGGCUCUUCUUUCUCUCUCUCUCUCCAGUUUAGUCUCCAUGAAGGGGUCCAUUUUAUGCAUCUCCCCAUCUCACUGCGGAAGCUUUUUUUGGCUUUUGGGUACCCUCUUUCUUGCUUUUUAGUGAGUUUUCAGAAUUUUUUGUCCUUUAUUUUCAACACCCAUUUGUGUUUAUGAGCUUUAAAAUCUUGUGGAGAGAAAGACGGAAGGAGUCUGAAAAUCUGAAUCUCAGUUUCUUGGGUUUCGGGUUCUUGAAGAAAAAACCUUACUUUCUCUGAUCAUGCAAACAAAUUAACCAUCUUUGUUUUUUUGUUGUUGUUGCUUAGAGGAGGGUGGGGUUAGUGCAUGAGUCCUUGAUGCUUUUUUUCUUUUCUUUUCUUUUUGUUAUAGAAAAAACAAAAGUUACCACUGUUUUUGGGCUUUUGAUUGUGCUCUUAGUUUCAUGGAGAAAGAGAAAGAGAAACCAAUGAUUUCAUAGGAAAUUUGUGGCUUUUGAUUGUAGCUUGUCUGGGUUGUUCGAGGGAGCCUACAUAUAUUGUCAACCAGUCCACUUUGUCUUGUGAGUGUAUAAAACUUCUUAUGUCUGAUUUGGGAAAUCCCAUGAAUCUGCAUGAAAAUUCUUAACUCUCAUUAUUUAGCCGUCUACAAGGUAUGCUGGUCGACGUUGUAUCUACAGGGGCUGUCUCUUCCUGGGUGAUCACCAUUCAGCAAAUGUAAACAAGUUGAAUUUUACUCGACAUCAGAAAUUAAAACCUUCAAGAUUGCCUGCAAGAACUACGCAUAGUUCAGCUAUGGAAUGCUGAUUACUGUUCUGUUCAUGAUCUUCAGUGAGAGGAGUUCCGCAUAAGUGCAAGUAACGCUGUUUUGCAAGUGAAAGUGGUCUAACAUACAAGUUAAACAUAGGAACUUGCUAUUUGUGUCUCUUGCCAUGUGAUUUAAUUGAUUCACAAUAUCAUGGAGAAUGGUUUGUUUAGUGUUCCAAUAGAUAUGGCAGGAAGGAAUUCUGUUACCAUGGACUGUUCAUCACAAAGAACCCCCAACUCACUUGUCCAGUUGGAUUCAUUUAACCUUAACCACCAUAAUCAAACAUUGGCUGGAUUUACCAUGCUUCCAACAUUGCAAGGAGAACCUAUAAGUGAUCUCCAUGCAAACAUUCACUCAGCAAAUCGAUCUUCAUUUAUGAACUCAGAUGCAUUAGUUGCAUCUCUUGGAAGGAAUGUUGUGGGAGAUACUUUACCUGGCUGUUCACGUUCUGCUGGUAACCCUCCAUUUGAAGAGCAUUUUGGGAGUGGAAUCCCUAAUUAUGCACUUGCUACUCUUGUGGCUACAAGAAGUGGUCUUCAAGAAACUCUGAACAACUUGGCAAUUUCAGGACCAUCAAGCUACCCUUUGGAAGAGUCAAGGUCAUUUGUUUCAAAUGAUUGCACCAAUGCUUUGAAUUCAUCAUUUGCGUCAUCUUUGAAUUAUGGAUGUGGUGAAGUAUUUGGUAGUACGAAUGGUAAGGAGGAUUUUGACAGGUUUCCUGCUCCCAUAGAGCUCAGUGGACGAACACCUUUAAGAGCAGGGUUUCAACCACAUUCGUCCGUUGGAAACCUGCAACCAAAUGGCUGGAUAACAUCAAAUGGUGUGAAUGUGAGUGCAGAUGAAUGUUUUGCAUCUGGUAAACUUGCUAAUGAGCUCUCUUUAAGCCUUGCCACAUCUCAGCCUUCUGUCAUGGAUAGCAGAAGUAUCCCUGAUCAAAGCUCGGAGAUCGCUCUUAAUCAUGUAGCACGCCACUUCUCGAAAGAAACAAGGUUAGGCUCUGAACAAACUUCUUGUAGCAGUAAGGAGCUUUCUUUGAGUUGCAGUUCUUACAAAACUGGUCAAUCCUCACAAGUAUUAUUAGGAUCCAGAUAUCUUCAUGUAAUACAGGAAAUACUUGCUCAAAUUGCAAGCUAUUCACUGGAGAAUCUAGACCAGGGGUUCAAGACUGGAGCAAGUACACUAUUCUCUUCAAGUUACGCAAUGGAGGGAGGGAUGCCGCUGAUGGGCUUUGAUAAAUCUCCUGAUGGGAGUGAUAGACUUGAUAUUCAAAUGGAUCCAGCACUGCAGAAACGGGCACUGGAAGCAAAGAGAACACAAUUGCUAACUCUACUGCAAGUGGUUGAUGAACGAUAUAGCCAAUGCUUGGAUGAAAUACACACAGUUAUUUCAGCAUUCCAUGCUGCAACUGAGUUGGACCCACAGAUUCACACACGUUUUUCUCUUCAAACAAUAUCUUUCUUGUACAAACGCCUUAGGGAGCGGAUCAGCAACCAAAUCCUAGCAAUGGGAGCUCAUUUGGAUAGUGGAGACACCAUAGAGACAGAAGGAUCUUUUGGAACUUCAUACUUACAAAAGCAAUGGACUCUCCAGCAGCUGAAGAAAAAUGACCAUCAACUAUGGAGACCCCAGAGAGGCUUACCAGAAAGAUCUGUCUCAGUUCUGCGUGCAUGGAUGUUUCAGAACUUUCUUCACCCGUACCCUAAAGAUGCAGAGAAGCAUUUGCUUGCGGCAAAAAGCGGACUAACAAGAAGCCAGGUAUCAAAUUGGUUUAUAAAUGCUCGUGUUCGUCUAUGGAAACCAAUGAUAGAGGAGAUGUAUGCCGAGAUGAACAGAAGAAAGGCUCACCAAAACGAAGAGGGAACCAACAGCAAUCACAGAAUUAGCAUAUCAGCAAUCCAAGAUUUAAUGUGAGCUAGAGUUGGAUGUAAAAAUAGACAUGGUAGUGACGUGAAGAACUACUUUGUUACUAUUAUGAUUGAAUAGGUGGGGGGAAAAAAAAGGCAUCCAGCAAAUGGAUAUAACUGUAUAUAAAUGCUCUAAAGUGUUGUUGGGGUUAACAUUUUAAUCACGUAUUUGUUAAUUGGGAUAUGUUCCCUCCACUAGCCAUGGAUUAACUAAGUGGAAUUCUUAUGCAUGCAUUGAACUUGAAUUCAUGCCAAUCUUUCUUUUA